AUGAAUCCCACGAAUUUGGCCGAAGUCAUCCAAUAUCUCGAGAAGAAAAUCGAGGUUGCAGCGAAAAUGGGGUUGACACUGGAUGGGACUGCAAAACUGACCUCGAUACUUCGCGUGCGCGCCGAUACUUUUCGCGUGGAGUUCGGCAACGACCCACCUGUGAGCGUAGCACCGAUGCAGGUCCGCCUUAAACAAGGAGCGCAGCCCGUUCGAGCGCAGCCGCGUCGCUACUCUCCUACCGAUCGUGACUUCCUCGACAGGCAUACGCGUGCCUUGAUCGAGAACGGCCUCAUCUUUAAGAAUCAUCGCAGUCGCUGGGCCUCGGCGCCAAGGAUUGUGCGUAAGAAGGAGCAGGACAUCGACCCGAACGCCGACCCUCGGAUGACAAUUGAUACGCGAAGUGUGAACGAGAGGACGGUGCCGAUGCCCUGGCCCAUGCCAGUACUCGAUGUGGUCAUAGGCGAGUUGGAAGGGGCAAAGUUCUUUUUGUGUUGGAUUGGUUCCGAGGCUAUUGGCAACUGCCUCUGCACCCGGACUCCCAGGAGUUCUACUCCUUUGUGA
Phytophthora sojae is the source of this 561-nucleotide messenger RNA. RefSeq lists its product as hypothetical. The transcript has a single exon. NCBI's taxonomy places the organism in Eukaryota, Oomycota, Peronosporomycetes, Peronosporales, Peronosporaceae. The record is from RefSeq and is a predicted model, not a curated record. Bases 1 to 561 code for a protein of 186 amino acids.